AUGAAGCUGGCGGCGAACAGUUUUAAUAUCGCAGCGGUGCGCCGCCCCGCGCCGCGCAGAGCCGCCGAGCAGGAGUUGGCCGGGGCUGCCGCGGGCGCAGGCGGCGCACCAGCCACGCCGGGGAGGGACCCCACAUUGCGCCGCAGCGUGCCCAACACCGCAACCCGCACAGCAUCUGGCAGACAUCGCUCUCAACAGACGUCGGCGUUAUCAACUGCGCCCGCUGCUCGAUAUGUAUGCGGCAGAAAGGGCCGAAAGGCCGCGCCGGGCCGAGCAGCGCCGCGCCGCGCCGCGCAGAUAUUGAAGAGUGCCGAGAUUUACUGCCCUGCGUCGCUGAAAGGGCGGCCGAGGGUCCGAGGCGCGGAGGGCGGCCCAGCAGCUGCAGGGCCGGCCGCGCCGCGCGCAGCACCCUUUGUGCCCUUCCAGUCCUUCCCUCCGCCACUGGCUAUUAUGGAAAUUGGUUUGAACGUCCGGGCCGCGUUACCUCGUCUUCCCAGCGAGGCGGUAGUCUCCUACCGGCUGCCGUCGAGGAGCUAA
Molecule: messenger RNA, 537 nt
Organism: Schistocerca americana (American grasshopper)
Lineage: Eukaryota; Metazoa; Arthropoda; Insecta; Orthoptera; Acrididae
Product: putative transcription factor SPT20 homolog-like 2
Exons: 2
Coding region: 1-537 (178 amino acids)
Source: RefSeq, a predicted model, not a curated record